GAUGGCGAUUUUAUUCGUUCCUGUCAUCUUGCUGUAAUGGUGAUGCUUGUUGGUUGUGUAAAAAACUAAAAAGUAUUUGUGUAUGUUGCUAUAAAAUGGCUGACACCGGUCUUCGUAUGAAUUUUGCCGCAUUAAAGAGGGCAGAUCCAUAUGCCAGAGAAAUAAUUGAUAGUGCUACCCACGUCGCAUUAUAUACUUUCGAAGAGAACGAAUGGGAGAAAACGAACAUCGAAGGCGCUUUGUUUGUGUACAGUAGAAAUGGUGAGCCUUACCACAGUUUGGUGAUUAUGAACAGAUUAAACACAAAUAAUCUUAUUGAGCCAGUUUCUAAAGGUAUCGAAUUGCAAUUAAAAGAACCGUUCUUGUUAUAUAGAAACGCUAAGUGUCGCAUUUACGGCAUAUGGUUCUACGACAAAGACGAAUGUGUUAGGGUAGCCACGAAGUUGAAUUCUCUAGUGAAGGAUUCGAUGAAAUCACCCAAUGAAAUGCCGCAGAACCCAGUGUACCCAUCCCCGGCGAAGGCAAACGCUCCAGUCGAUAUAUUUAGCAUGUUGAGCAAGGCUCAAGAUGAUUUUAAUUCUACGAAUGGUAAAGCGAAUAAAAAUGACCCGACACAGUCGCGGGCUCCUGAUAUGGCAUCACAAAGUGUGAUGGAUUUCUUUGCAAAAGCGGGCAGUGGUGCUGCGGCGCAAAUGCCUGCAGUGUCCUCCCUUCCGUCUCCGGGGAUCUUCGGGCCGCGACCCACGGACGUGCGAGAAGGGCCACUCCUACUGCAGAGGCUGAUGAGUAACCCGGCCCACUCGGUAGAGCAUAUAGAGAAACAGCAGCGCUCUGUCACCCCUCAAGAAGCACAAAGUGCAAAUGGAAAUACAUCUAUGGAUCCAAUCAUAAGGCAGAACAGCUCUUUUCAGUUAAAAUCAACGCCCACUAAUAAGCAGAGUCAGCAGAGAACAAAUCUGAAGAAUAUACAGCAGAUUGAUAGCAUAGAUACAAAUGGGCCUAACCCAUUGGAGAGUGAACUCAACAUGAUGCAUAUCUCCUCGCCCAAGUCUACUUCGCCAUUAGCCACAUAUUUGAAUCAGUCUCAGGAUAUGGUCAAUCCAGUGGGCUCAUUCAAUGGUGGUAAGUUAGAGGAAGUUGGGGGAGUUUAUCCAAUUAUUAAUUCACUAGCUAACCAUCAAAAGCCAGCUCUGAUGCCUCCCACAAUGUUUACAGCCACAACAGGAAAUGAAAUUUUGCCGUCCCCCGAGCCACUAACUAGGAAUCAACUUCUCCAAGCUUUUAAUUAUCUUCUCAAACAUGAUGCAGACUUUGUAAACAAGUUGCACGAGGCGUACGUCAAAUCGUUUUCAGAAAAAGCUUUCUCUGUUUCAUAAAAUUCAUUCUUUUUGGACAAACUGCUGAUGUCUCUAGUGGUAAUUGAUGUACAGUUGUAAUUUGAAGUAUAAAUCCUUUAAAAUUGUUUAGAACUAUUAGUUUUGUAGUUAUUUCUUUGGACAGAGUAUUUUUAAAUAAGUUUUAAACCUUUGACAGUGUCAUUUAAGUUGUCUGUAUAAAGGAUGAAUUUAUGUGGCUUGAAUCCAAUGAUAAGUCACAUUAAUAUUAUAACAGGAAAGCUAUUUGUGAUAUUUAUAUUGGUUUCAUAGAUACUCAAUUAACCACUUGCAGAUUUUCUUUAUUAUAACCUCUUAUGAAAUUCCUUACUUGACAAUAUAAAAUAUUGUUACUUAAGAAUCAUCACAAUUUUUUUAUUUUCUUAAUCAGUGCACAAAAAAUACUAACAAUUAUUUGCUAUUUAGAUAAUUGAAAAGCUAUUAUUGGAGUCAAUCAAAUAUUGUGAUGUUUAAUUAAGCAAUAAUAUUAAAAAAACAAUUUUGUGCUGUAAAAAUGUGACUUUGUGUAAUAUUCAUAUAAAUGACACAAAACUUAUACAUAUAAAUAUUCAAUGCAAUAUAUAUGUAUAAUAUUGUUUACUAUGUAGAUAUGAUGACAUAUUUUCAACUUUUGAUAAAUACAUUGAAUUUUGAAAAAUAAGGACAUGAUUUUGACAAUUUGUAUUGAUUUUAAGGUAGGUAUGCAAAAAUUUCUAUUUCUUUACAAAAAACUUAUUUUCCCUGACUAUAAUAACAUUUCUUCCCCAAUAUUCCUUUGAAAUGUUUAUUUCACCUAAAAAGAAAAAGUAUCUGAUUUUUGUAAAAUUUCUUUGUAUAAAACCACCUUUAUUGCUCCAGUGAUAAAUGCUCAUUUUAUUUGUUUGGAGACAACAUUGUUUAAUUUGCAUAAACAAAAUUAUAAAAGACUGUUUAUCUUCUCAGUUUAUUACCUGUUAUUUUAAAAAUAGCUUUCAGUAUUUACAUUAAGCACAGAAUGUUAGCACAUACUGUGUUACCAAUUAUUUGGUAGUUCAUGUUUUCAUUUAAAUAUCUAUAGGUAGGUAGGUACAACAAUGUUUGCAUGAAUAAAAAAUUAAUAA
Molecule: messenger RNA, 2473 nt
Organism: Pararge aegeria (speckled wood butterfly)
Lineage: Eukaryota; Metazoa; Arthropoda; Insecta; Lepidoptera; Nymphalidae
Gene: DCP1
Product: mRNA-decapping enzyme 1B
Exons: 1
Coding region: 96-1376 (426 amino acids)
Biological process (GO): deadenylation-dependent decapping of nuclear-transcribed mRNA; positive regulation of catalytic activity; deadenylation-independent decapping of nuclear-transcribed mRNA
Cellular component (GO): P-body
Molecular function (GO): mRNA binding; enzyme activator activity
Source: RefSeq, a predicted model, not a curated record